GUGCGUGCGUGCGUGCGUGCGUGCGUGCGUGUGUAUGUAGAGAGGGGGUGGGUGCUGGGGGCAGGGCGUACCUACACCAGACCGGGGCUGAGCAAACAAGAGCGCCCAAUGCAUUUGCAUCCCUCACCAGAGACAAGCAAAUAUUGAAUAUCCUCUUGUCACAGGAGACAAAGAGUAUUCUCUUUCUCUCUCCACCUGUUGUGGAAAUUGAAAAGAAUCCUGGGAGAAUGUGCGAGAGAACAAAAAAAACUUCGCAAUUAGAUGUAGGCUCAUGCUUUCAUCCACAAUGAUGAAAAUAAUCAUUGUUGUACUUGUUUAAUCGCUGCACUUUCAUUAAAAAUAAUGCUGGAUAGUUUCUUUGCUUCUGCCUUUUUUCCUUGUGAAGUCUCUUCUCUGUGCUUCCGUCUCUGCGUGUGUGUGUGUGUGUGUGUGUGUAUAUGUAUAUGCUUUUGCAUGGCAAAAUUUUUUUGAAUUUCAUGCUUGUGGUCGGGGACCGCCUCGCUAAUGCCGUCUCGUCUUUCGCAGGUCAACGUGCAGGGUGAAGAUGUUCAGGGCCUCGACACAGGUCUGGAUGGCAGCCAGCCCCCAGGAGAGCAGGAUCAGAUGGCGGUGGAGGAUAAGAACUGCAAGGACCCGGCGGAGCUGCCCCAGGAGCUGGCCUGCUCCCUGUGCAAGCGGCUGUUCGGCAGCCUGGACCAGCUGAGGGAGCACGAGUAUCGGCACACGGUGUCCCUCAUGGCGCUGUCCUUGGACUGCUUCGACAUGCAGCGCCCCCUGCUGGUCCCCGAGUCCCCGGUCCGCUACUUGUGCUCGCAGUGUCCAGCCAGCUUCACCCUCAAGUCCAACGCAGACCGGCACGAGAAGACCAUUCACUUCAAGCGGAAGAUGAUGCAGUGCGCCUAUUGCAUGAAGCACUUCCGGGACCGCACGGACCUGAACCGCCACCUGUCCUCCGUGCACUCCAGCGAGCGCGUCUUCGUCUGCCCCCUGUGCGCCAAGGCCUUCAGCACCCAGAAGAACCUGGCCACCCACACGAAGGUGUGCUACCAGGCCGGUGGCAUGGUGGAGCGCCUCUGGGAACUGCUCCCGCUGAAGAGUGAAGCCAGAGACCAGGCCCAGGACCAUGACUGACGCCGCCCACGGCCGGCCCGUUCCGAGAUCUCCCGUCACGCAGUGUUCUUCGCCGCAUCCAACACUCAAGACAGCCUAUGUUUCUCGUGGAUGUCAAUUUGAAUAUAUGCAAAGCACUGUUAUUUUUUCUACCGCUUGUGUAUUAUUUGUAUAUUUUGUAUUUUGAAUUAAAGAAUAUCUAUUUAAGGAUCUGACAUUUUAUAAUUCUGGUCCACUUUAAUAGCUGAAAAGCAUAACUGCUGCGCACAAAAAAGGAGGGAAAAAAAGAGAACGGUUCAGCACUUCUCAGGCCAGGGAGCAAGGUGCCCGUGUCUAUCGCUGUUUUUCGAGAUGUGGUUAAAGGAGACGUUACAUGAUCGUGCUCGAGGAACGCCGUACUCGUUUGUGGCCGCUAAACCUGGGUGGCGCUGCUCCGUGUGAGCGCUCCUCGUGUGUGUGUGUGUGUGUGUGUGCGCGCGCGUGCGCGCGUGUUCUAUUCGUCCCUGGGUUCCGCUCACUGCUCUGUGCAGCCUGGAAGGCUGCCAUCCGUUGCCCUUUAAAAACUCAACCUUCUGAGGGUCUGUAACGCAGAAGUGCGACUCCCCUAUCAGACACACACCAGCGCCACCUAUUGGACCGUAAGGUGGCUCAUCUUAUCUUUGUGUUUCCUGUCUUGUGUUGUUUGAUUCACCGCGGUGAAGCUGCGAGAUGAGAUGACAUUUGUUGCAACAAAUCCUUCUCCCUCUGCUGUCCUCAAUGCCUUUGUCUGAGCUGAACUGAAUAAUUGCGGUAAUUGGCUCUGCGCUGGCCUGGCCCCGUUUGACCUCCGACCCCGGAUGAAAGAAUGGGAGGAGAGUUGUAGGCGUGGUGGGCCAGCAGAUAGGGCUGUGACCUCUUGUGAACUGCACGGUGACCUCAUGGUGAUGUCAAUACACCAGGGGAUGAAUAAGUAAGGCCUCUCCCCAAGUGUGCAUUGGGUUAAGAAAUAGGGAGGUUGGAAAUGAGCAGGGAGCACAGAAGUUCAGGCUUUGCCUCACACAUGCUUUAAAAGUGACGUCUUGACUUUGCCUGCUUUCUAAUGAAACAAAACUGUAAAUAAAUAAAAGCAGCUCUUCCUUCGCAUGAGCACCCAUCAGCGUGGACUGGUGCGCAGAGGCAUCAAAAAAAAAAAAAAAAAAAA
Scleropages formosus (Asian bonytongue) is the source of this 2290-nucleotide messenger RNA. RefSeq names its product zinc finger protein 585A-like. Lineage: Eukaryota; Metazoa; Chordata; Actinopteri; Osteoglossiformes; Osteoglossidae. The coding region runs from base 505 to 1131 and encodes 208 amino acids. The record is from RefSeq and is a predicted model, not a curated record. The transcript is spliced from 2 exons.